GUAUUUCUUGGUUUAUUCUGAUAGAGAUGAAGACCGAAGACGAAGUAGAGAAAUUGCUGGAGGCUGCCCAAGAUGAAUUGCUUCUAAAGAUGUCCGUCGAUUCACAUACAACUCACCCUACUCUCUCCCCUCAUCUCCACCGUCGAUUUCAAGCUCUCAAAUCUCCGCCGCCUCCUCCUUCUGCUAAAACUCCAAUUCAUUUUCAAUCCUCCACAAAACCCACAACUCCUCCUCCUAAUCAAGACGAUCUACUAGCUAGAUUCGCUGCUCUCAAAGCCACCACCGCCUCUUCUUCCUCAUCUAAUUAUGCUGCCACUAGCGCCGCUCUAGCCGACGGUGAUGAUAAUGACGAUGAUGACGAGGUAGAGAAGAUAAUUCGAUGGGCGCAGGACGCUGCUCGUCUCGAUCCUUCUCCUCCUUCCGAUGACGACGACGAUUAUAUUUCUGACGGCGACCAAAUUGAUACGUCCGAUGACGAGGAAGAUAAAGUAGACGGAAAACGUAAAAAAGGCUCUGCGUAAUUAUUUGAGCUGAUUGUAAUCUAUUUUCCCAAUUGGAAAUCAUUAUGAACUUCAAAUUUCGAUUGUUACUAAACCUGAGUUUAAUUUCUAGUAUCUAUUUAUUUGUUAA
Messenger RNA from Mercurialis annua (annual mercury), 630 nucleotides. RefSeq lists its product as uncharacterized. The transcript has a single exon. The record is from RefSeq and is a predicted model, not a curated record. The coding region runs from base 27 to 521 and encodes 164 amino acids. Lineage: Eukaryota; Viridiplantae; Streptophyta; Magnoliopsida; Malpighiales; Euphorbiaceae.